CGUGCGCUUAAAAGCCACGCGGAGGCUUGUGGUUUGUUGCACGGAGCCAUCCAUCGGAAUCAGUCAGAGGACGCCAAGAUGCUGCGUUUGAGCCUCACACCCAUCGCUCUACUACUGCAAGUGCUCGUGGCUUACGGGGCCAGAUGGGGCUACACAAGCUCAAACGGAGAGAGACACUGGCACACACAUUUUCCCUAUUGUGCUGGACCAAUGCAGUCUCCAGUUGACUUCAAGACAGGGAAGCUCAUCUUUGACUCAUCUUUACGCCCAGUUGUGCUCCAGAACUACAAUCUGACGGGCGGCAGCCAUCUUACUCUGAAAAAUAACGGACAUUCACUCCAAGUAGUACUUCCCUCAGCGAUGAGCAUUUCUGGCCUCCCUCAACGCUACACUGCAGCUCAGCUCCACAUUCACUGGGGCUCCAAAAACAAUCCUCUGGGUUCGGAGCACACGGUUGACAGUAAGCAGUAUGCUGCAGAGCUCCACAUUGUUCACUACAACUCCGAAAAGUAUCCCAAUGUAUCCAUGGCUUUUGACAAAUCUGACGGUCUGGCUGUACUGGGCGUUUUCAUCGAGAUUGGAGCCUUCAAUCCGGGCUAUAACAACAUUCUUUCAUAUCUUACUAAAAUCCCCAAAAGAUCAAACAGGUAUAAGAUUCCCGCUUUUGACGUCAGACAGCUGAUGCCUCAGCGCCUGGAUGAGUAUUUCCGUUACGACGGUUCUCUGACUUCACCGCCUUGCUAUCAAAGUGUGCUGUGGACCGUGUUCAAGAAUCCCGUCACCAUCUCUCAAGCUCAGUAUGACAAACUAACGGCAAGCCUCUUGGCCAACCAAGCGAGCGCCGUGCCUCUUGUUAACAACUACAGGAGUCCACUCCCGAUUGAGAACCGUGUUGUCCUGGCUUCCUUUAUGCAAGGAGUGACUACCCGUAUGUCAUCGAAGUGCAUCUCCCAGAGGAAGGCACUGGUUCGCCAAUUAUUGGUGGGUGAUUUGGAUGAGGUCAUUGAAAGUAGACAACUGCCCAAAAGUACCUACAAGUUGCUCUCCCAGAAGUACACGCAAGCAGAAUCAAAGCAAGCAACGAGUAAAUAUAAGUCGUCAGUUAAUAGGGCAUCUUCGUUGAAGGACACGAUUCAGCCGACAAUGGCCUUCGGCUCGUUGCUGCAGCAGAAGUCCCUGGAGAUCCAACAGUCCACCAUGGCCAAGAACUUGUCCGUUUCUCUGGCUGAGGCCGUUCUCCCUCAGCUCAAUAUCAAAAGCUACCUGAGCUGCAAGGCGGACCUGGCCCCCGCGACCAUCAAGUAUCUCAUGAGCGGACGGCCCCUGUGGCAGAAAGACGAGGAUUUCCAUUUGCUUGACCCCUACCUCGGUAGUUACACAAUGCAUCCUUGGCUUUUGCAAAGGGAGUUGGAGGACUAGAACGAUUCCCUCAAGUCGCUUCCUGUAGCACACAUCAACCGUGUGUGGCUAGCAUAGUCAUCUGUUCUAAUUAAUAUUAUUACAAUUAAAUUAUUGUUUGCAAUGUGUGCACAUAGAAAAUAGUUUGGUGAUCAUUUCUAUUCUCAAACAAGGCCGUAUUGAACUGUCAUUACGAAAAAGAUUGUUUGUAUUACCAAAUGAUACACGAUGAGUUAUGCCUUUGAAAAGCUUUAAAUAAACUAUUUCAAAAAUAAAAAAACAUCUUUGUG
Molecule: messenger RNA, 1688 nt
Organism: Syngnathus typhle (broad-nosed pipefish)
Lineage: Eukaryota; Metazoa; Chordata; Actinopteri; Syngnathiformes; Syngnathidae
Gene: ca12
Product: carbonic anhydrase XII
Exons: 10
Coding region: 79-1419 (446 amino acids)
Cellular component (GO): plasma membrane
Molecular function (GO): zinc ion binding; carbonate dehydratase activity
Source: RefSeq, a predicted model, not a curated record